CCGGGAGGGUUGCUCCACUGUCGCUGCGAGGAGCGGCGGCCGGCUUUGCUCUGCUCUGCGCUGCUCGGUUGUGUGGCCGCACCGAGGGCCGCAAUGGCGGUGCCGGGUAGCGGGGAGCUCCGGGGACGGGCGGCCUGAGGCCUGGACCUGGGGCCGGGGAUGAGCAAGCAGGACGAGGCGGACCGCACCGUGUUUGUGGGGAACCUGGACAGCGGCGCCCGGGAGGAGAUCCUGUUCGAGCUCUUCCUGCAGGCGGGCCCACUAACUAAAGUGCACAUUGCCAAGGAGAAGGACGGCAGGCAGAAGACAUACGGGUUUGUCUGCUUCAAGCACACAGAGUCUGUGCCUUACGCCAUCACCCUGCUGAACGGCAUCCGGCUAUACGGUAGACCGCUGAAUCUGCAAUAUCGCUCCGGGAGCUCCCACACCACUGACGCAGGUACGCCGUACCUGGGAGCGGAGAACACUCUGUGUCGAAUGCCACAGGACAACUCCAGGAACCUUCAGUUCCCCAGUGGGCCCAGUUCCUCGCUGUUUCUAACUCCACCGUACUGUAUGAACAACAGUUACAGCCACCCUGAUCCCUACUACUGGCAGGCAAUGAUGAACUCCUACACCCUGCAGCAGUACCACCUCAGUUCCCAGCUACUCCAGCAGCAGCAGCAGCAGCAGCAGCAGCAGCAGCAGCAGUACUACCCGCCGACCUCGGUGCCUCCCAUGCCCAGCUUCGGGCAUCUGCAGGACCUCGCGGCCUGGCCAUGCCCUGCCACCCCAGACAGCAGCUGGCCCCCGCUGGAGCCCGAGCCCGGUGGUGGGGGGGGCAGCCGUGACCGACGGGACAGCGGAGGGGGGGGCAAGACCCUGGGCUCGGACAGCGACAGUGACGGCAGGAGCCAGCGCUUGCCGGCCUUCAGCAAGCACUCCUACAGGAAGCACAAGUCCAAGAAGAAGAAGUACUGAGGGUGGCGGGGCCUGAGGGAGGGGUACGGAAUCCCAACUUGCCAUCCCCCUCCCCCACACCGACAGAAUCCUGGCGUUCCCACCAUGUCUUGGCCGUGUAUGAGGACAGGCCGUGGAGAAGCCCCCCCAGCCCUGGGAUCGGCCAUUGUCAGCCGCCCACCCUCGCGGUGCGGGUACGAGAGGCUGGGCAGACAAAGCACCUCCAAACUGGGGACUGAAAAUGACAGAGGAUUGGAGCUACAGACUGCUGCACGCCCGCCCGCCCGCCAGCAAUGGGAACCAAGUGGCAUUGAAUGAAUUGAGGACCGCCGCAAAUCCGUGAGAAUUUCCCCCCCCCGAUCGACUGAAAUGAAACUAAAGGUACACAAAAAUGCUGGAGAAACUCAGCGGGUGCAGCAGCAUCUAUGGAGCGAAGGAAAUAGGCGACGUUUCGGGCCGAAACCCUGAAGGAAAUAGGCAACGUUUCGGCCCGAAACGUUACCUGUUUCCUUCGCUCCAUAGAUGCUGCUGCACCCUGCUGAGUUUCUCCAGCAUUUUUGUGUACCUUCGAUUUUCCAGCAUCUGCAGUUCCUUCUUGAAAUGAAACUAAGCCUGGCACCAGUGGUAAAGCCGCCACCUCUGUGGCCACUGGCGGCCAAGGUAGUGCGUGGCCGGUCAUGCCCAGCUCUCCUGCCUUAGCUCAAGUGCAAUGCCCGGCUGCAAACAUGUUACUUACUGGCAAGUUUAUUUAUCAAAUCAGACUCGCCAAAUGUUGGUCGCUUCCAGAAAUUAAAAGCUGCUGCUCUCAGUUCA
This is a messenger RNA of Amblyraja radiata (thorny skate), 1752 nucleotides long. RefSeq names its product splicing regulator RBM11. Bases 160 to 960 code for a protein of 266 amino acids. Gene Ontology annotation, cellular component: nucleus. The transcript is spliced from 5 exons. The record is from RefSeq and is a predicted model, not a curated record. Gene Ontology annotation, biological process: regulation of alternative mRNA splicing, via spliceosome. NCBI's taxonomy places the organism in Eukaryota, Metazoa, Chordata, Chondrichthyes, Rajiformes, Rajidae. Gene Ontology annotation, molecular function: single-stranded RNA binding.